Messenger RNA from Corchorus capsularis, 8832 nucleotides. NCBI's taxonomy places the organism in Eukaryota, Viridiplantae, Streptophyta, Magnoliopsida, Malvales, Malvaceae. The record is from the annotation of a GenBank genome assembly.
AUGAGGAGAGUCAGAGAGUUUUCCGGUGAUAGAGCAAAGUCUAGAUCAAUGGUGGAUUGGCGAUCGAGCAAAGUCUGUUUUUGGAUCCUUGUUGAGAUCCAUGAUAAAGCAAAGGUCGCUUUGAUUUUGGCUGGUUCUUGGAAAAGAAAUAGAUUUUCUAUUAGAAUCUCCAUGGAUGAAACUUUCUUGGAGGAUCGGAAGUCUGGUAAUGUUAUCGGUUAUGUUAACCUGAACGAUGACUAUACUUGUUCCGGUGAGAGGAUUUUGGGAAUUAGGGAGGGGACAGAGACCUUGGUAAUGGAAGAUGCACUAAAUGAAGGUAAAUCUUGCACACUCUGUUUUCGAUUAGUGUUUGGAUUGGCGGUGGAUGAAAUGGAUCUGGAAAUUCAAUUGGAAGAUGGUGAUGAGGUUAGCUUUGCUCUGACCAAAUAUAUGGUUCCUGGAAAGAUCUUAGUGAAUCGGAUCUUGAAUCGCCGUGGUGUUGUAAGUGUGUUGCGUGGAAUCUGGCCAUUAGAAAUAGCUCCUUGUAUUCGUGAAGUAGGCGAUAACUUGUAUGGCAUUUCCUUCAAAACAAAAAAGGAAAGAGAUCGAGCUCUGGAGGAAGGUCCUUGGUUCAUCAAGGGAUCAUGCAUGAUGAUGAAGAAAUGGCAGCCAGGGUGUAAUGUUGCAGAAAUGGAUUUUCAAACAGUUUCCUUCUGGAUCCAGGUACACAAUCUACCUAUUGAGAUGUUAACUAGAUCAAAUGCUAAUAUUAUUGGAUCUAGGAUGGGUAGAGUUAUUAAAAUUGAAGAUCCGGUUACUAGUGGAGGAUUAGGACGGAGUUUUUUGAGAAUUCGAAUUGAAAUUGAUGCACAUAAUGCUCUAGUUGAUGGUUUCUGGGUACCGAGGAAGAACAUGGAGAAAGUUUGGGCUGAAGUUAAAUAUGAAAGAUUAGCUGAUUUUUGCUAUUGCUGUGGAAAAUUGGGGCAUGUUUUGAAACAAUGUCCUGAGAAUGAUGGGGAAGAUAAUGGUGAAGAGAAGCGGUAUAGAUAUGGCCCUCAUAUGCGAGCUAUUCCAGCUCAUAGUGUUAGUUGGAUGUCUGCUAUAGGGAAAGAAAAUAGAAGAGUAGAUCCUGUUAAUUCAGAAAGAAUUCAUUCUGUUCAUGAUGAUUCUAGAAGAUGGGAGCGUAAUAACUUUGGUGAUACUAGUAGGGGUGGUAUUCUUAUGGAGGGAGGACAAAACAGUAUGAUUGAUAAGGGGAAGAAGACUACCUGGGGCAGUAAUUUCAUGUCAUUGCAGUUAAGGGCUAGUGGUAGUGCUGGUUUUGAUAGAAUGGAUAGUAACUGGAGGUUUUCUAGUAGGAGUCAUGAGAAGGAUGCAGACUCUCUGAAUGUUAUCCAUGGAAGCCAGUUACAUAUUUCUGAUAUUCCUGUUUCUACUAUGAAUAUGACUGAGCCUGCAGUUCCAUUACAUGGUCAAGCAGUUGUUAAUUUUGAUGACUCAACACACAAUUCUAAUGAUAGGGAUCCUGGGCUUGAAUUGGAUUACCCUCCUGGUGUUGUUCGUGUUCAGCAUGGUAGUGAUAAUGAGACAGAACCUCCUGUUACACCUGACCUUGAUCAAUUUUCUGAUUCUUUUAUCCCAAAUACAUACUCUGAAACUUAUACUUUUACUACCCCUGUGGAAAACCAUAAUAUUAUUCGCAAAGAGAAUUUAGAUGUCAUUGCUACUGGAAACCUUGAAACUCAACCUUCUGAUAUUCAGGAAACAUUGUUCCCAAAUACUAGUCUUACACAAUCUGGAAAUCCUAUACCAGUAAAAAUCUCUACCCUACCAGAAAACACUUCUGCUCGAAUCUUUAUCUUUGAUAAAAGCUUAAACACCUAUAUUCUAGUUACAACACCCUUAAAUAAUAUUGUUGAUAAUAUUGGGGAGGAAGAGAGUAUGGAUAGGAUUGUGCAGUACAGAAGAGAGUUCUUACAGCAUGAUCAUAACACUAAAGAGAUUCUCAGCUCUGGAAUAAGGGAUCUAAGGUUGAAGAGGGGAAUAGAAGAAGUUGAUACUGAGAUUGGAAUGAUGAAAAGGAGGAAGAUUGAAAGUGGGAUUGUUAUUAGAGAAACAGUGAAUAUUAAUGAAGAUAGUCAGGUUCCUACAGGAAGGAAAUCUGCUUCUGGUCAAAAGGGAAAGAAGAAGGAGCUUAAACAGAUUAUCCACAAAUAUGAUCCAGAUGUGGUUUUUCUUAUGGAAACUCGGAAUGGUAGGGAGAUGGUGGAAAAAAUUAGAAAGAAAAUGGGUUAUCCUAAUGUUAUAUAUGUUGAUCCUGUAGGGUUGAGUGGUGGCUUGAGUCUUUGGUGGAAAAAAGAAUAUGUGGUUAGUAGCAUUGAGGAAUCUAAAAAUGUGAUUGAUACUGUUUUUGAGUUGGAAGAUGGUGGUGACAAGCAUAGAAUCAUGCGGAUUUAUGGUGCACCUGUUUACUCGGAUAGGAAAUUGGUUUGGGAGAAAAUUAAUAGGAAAACUUUGAGUAUUGAGGAAAAAUGGAUGUGUAUUGGUGACUGGAAUGAUUUGGAAGAUGUUGAAAAGGAAGGAGGUAGACCUAAGGAAAGAAGAGUUUUGCAGAAUUUUAGAACUGUGGUUGAGUUUUGCCAGUUACUUGAAGUUCCUUCUCAAGGGCAACAGUUUACUUGGUCAGGAAUUAGAGAUGGAGAGAUAAUUAAAGAAAAAUUGGAUAGAUGCUUGGUGAAUCUAGAUUGGUUGGAACAGUACCCUAGAACUCAGGUGUGGAAUUUGCCAGCUAUUGGAUCAGACCAUUCUCCCUUGGUGAUUAAUACUGUUGUUGGUGAUAAAAAGGGUGCCAAAUUGUUUAAAUUUGAAGCUAUAUGGUUAGAGAAAGAGGAUUGCAAGCGAAUCAUUGGUGAAGGAUGGAAUAAAGAAGUUGAUGGAUCUAGAGCUUAUAAGGUUGUUUGUAAAUUGAAGAGAUGUAGAGAAUUGUUGAAAGAAUGGUGUAGAGAGAAUAAUAAGGACAGAAAAAUGAAAGAGAAUCUUCGAGCUGCAAUUGCUGAUAUUCAGGAUGUGGGUAAAGAUAUUGAGGACAGAGAAUGCAUUGAGGAUAUGACAGAGCAACUUCACAAAAUUAUGGAACAAGAGGAGGUUUAUUGGCACCAAAGGGCUAGGGUUAACUGGCUUAAAUGUGGGGACAAGAAUACUCACUUUUUUCAUCAAACUACUCUACAAAGGAGGCAAAAGAAUAAAGUUUUGAGAUUAAAAAGUGGUGAUCAGUGGUUGGAAGCUAAGGAAGAUAUUAUGGAGGAAUUCACAAAAUAUUAUGAAAAUAUUUUUAGUACCUCUGGAUCUAGAUAUUGGGAUUCUGUUUUGAACCAUGUUCCAGUGUUGAUCAAUGAUGAGAUGAAUGAUUUCCUGACCAGAAGAGUGACUAUGGAAGUGGUGAACGUGGCUACUUUUCAAAUGGGAGAGCUUAAAAGCCCUGGACUGGAUGGUUUUAAUGGUUUGUUAUUUCAACAGAAUUGGGAGGUUGUUAAAGAUGAUAUAUAUGCUAUGGUUCAAAGUUUCUUUGACAGUGGAAGGAUGUUGAGGGAGCUUAACAAUACUGAUCUCGUAAUGAUUCCAAAGAUUAAAGGUCCUGAAAGUGUUACUCAAUUCAGACCUAUCAGUCUUUGUAAUUAUGCCUACAAAAUAAUUUCAAAAGUUAUGGUGAAUAAGCUGAAAGGCUUCAUGGGAGAUCUGGUGACUGAAAAUCAGAGUGCCUUUGUGCAUGGAAGGCAAAUCCAUGAUAAUGUACUUAUUGCACAGGAAGUAUUCCAUUAUUUGAAAAUAAAGAAAAAAGGAAAGCAGAGUGAUGUGGCUGUUAAAAUAGACAUGAGUAAAGCAUAUGACAGGGUGGAAUGGGGCUUCCUUAAAGUUAUCCUUAUGAAGAUGGGUAUGAAUCCUCACUGGUGCAAUAUGAUUUCAGAGUGUGUAAGUACUGUUUCCUAUACUAUAGUUAUAAAUGGUAAGACUAGUAGAGGAAUUUUCCCUUCUAGAGGUCUUAGGCAAGGGGAUCCUCUAUCCCCUUAUCUUUUUCUCUUAGUAAUUGAUUCCCUGUCUAGGAUGAUCCAAGCAGGUAAUGAUUCUAAGCAUAUUGCUGGCAUCAAGGUGUCUAGGAGUUGCCCUGAGUUGUCCCACCUGUUGUUUACUGAUGAUUCUUUAUUUUUCUUACAAGCUAACUCUGAGAAUUGUUCUAGAUUUCUUCAUAUUUUACAGGAGUUUGCUGAUGCUACUGGACAAAUAAUUAAUUUGGAGAAAUCCAGCUUAAUCUUUAGUGCUAAUGCUCCUGUUGAUUUAAGAGCUGAAAUUUCUCAGAGAUUACAAAUUCAAGAAGCAGCUAAUCCUGGAAUUUAUCUCGGAUUUCAAUCUACAUGGGGUAAAACGAAAUGUGGAGCCCUUCAUUAUAUUACAGAAAGAGUUCAAGCAAAACUUAAUGUCUGGAAACAGAAGUUAUUAUCGUUGGCAGGGAAAGAGUGGACUUCUAUGGAGACUCAGCAAGCUAUUGAGAAAAUUCCUUUGGGAGUUUUUGAUCGAGCAGACAGAAGGACUUGGCCUUACACAAAGAAUGGAAGAUAUACUGUUAGAUCGGGAUACUAUGCAAUUAGAACUUCCCACUGUGAAUUUGUGUAUAAACAGAAGGAAAUUGAUCUUGGAGGGGUGGUUUAUAGAAUACAGAGUGCUGUCAGAGAGUUUGUAAGUUUGAGAUCAAAGAAUCAGCUGGAUGAAGUGGAACUAAGUAGACUUGAAGAACAACAAUUAUGGACUAAGUCUCCUCCUGGCUGGAUAAAAAUUAACAGUGAUGGUUCUUUUUGCAAAAAAUAUUUGGCUGAAGGUUUUGGCAUAGUUAUAAGAGAUGAAGAAGGUAAUGUGCUUGAUGCUUUUUCUUCUUCAGUAAAGGCAGUAGAUGCAUUAUCAACUGAAGCUCUUGCACUCAGGGAAUCUGAAAGGCAUGACGAGCAUAGGUUAUGGGAAGAUGAUAAUUCAAUUAAUUUGGGCUUGGACUCACCCAAUGUAAGUGGGCCUGUGGAAUGUGUUAUUAGACCUCUUAUCUGUAUUGGGCCAGAGGGAAUGCAUAACUAUGGGCUAGAUGUUCAGCCUUUAGUAGUGGUGAAAAAGAAGAAAAAAUUGCUAAAUCGUAUUCCUGAGGAUGGCAAAGCCACCGUUCCUACAAUAUUUGGCUAUUCAAUAUCAGAUAGUAAUAUUGAAAAUAGGAACAGAGUCUUGAUGGAAGAAGAAGAAGCUAUUUGGGAAAUUAGCUCGACUUUGCAUGUGGUGUAUAACAAGGAUAAGCAAGAAGUGGUACGUGCUCUCAUUGAGCAAGAGAAGGGUAGUAAGAUCGUUGGUAAGGAGGUUUUGGAGAUGGUUUUUAUUCAAGAAAGUAAAUUAAGUCGUGAUAGUAAGACGUUGAUAAAACUUGUGUGGGGAAAAGGUGGGUGUAGUGGUGAUAUGAAUUCUGAAGGUGCCUCAAGUGGUUUGGUGACAGUUUGGAAAGAUGAUUUCUUUGAGAAAGAGUUUGCUAUUAUGAGAAGUAGAUUCAUUGUUGUUGUGGGUGUCCUUAAGUCAAAUGGAGUUCGGGUCGGUUUUGGGAAUUUUUAUGCUCCCAAUGAUGAUGCUGAGAGAGUAUUGUUCUUUCAUGAGGUGAAACAAGUUAUUGGUGGGUAUAAUAUCCCAUGGGUCUUAGGUGGUUAUUUUAAUGUUGUUAGAUGUCCUGACGAAAAAAUUGGGGUUGUGUAUAAUCAAGGGGCUAUGCGGUGUUCUGUGGAGUUUGCAGAAGACCUUGCAUUGAUUGAUCUUCCAUUAAUGGGUGGACGAAUACAUGAUGAGAAUUUGAGAUCUAAGUUGACAGAACUUAAGGUCAAGUUAUGGAAUCUGUAUAGAGCGGAGGAACAAGCUUGGUGUCAAAAAUUGAGAUUCAAAUGGUUGCAAGAAGGCGAUAGAAAUACUCGAUUCUAUCAUCUUGUUGCUUCCGUUCGAAAUAGAGUCAAUUGUAUUAAGAGCUUGGAGUUUGAUUGUAGAACUAUUGAAGAUCCUUUGGAGUUAAAGGAUUACAUUGCUGAUGAUUUUGAAAAGCACUUCAACCAGAAUCUUGCCAUUGGUAUUGAGGAUUUCGGGGGUGAUUUUUCGAUGCUAUCUCAUCAGAAUUUUGAAUGGUUACAACGACCGUUUGAUGAGGAAGAAAUUCUUGAUGCUAUCCACAGCUGCGAUGGUAGUAAAGCUCCAGGGUCCGAUGGUUUUAAUUUGAAUUUAUUUAAGAAGUAUUGGGGAGUUGUCAAGAAGGAUAUUCUUGCUAAGGUUCUUGCUAGAAGACUAAGUUCAGUGAUGAAGGAAAUUAUUGGCCCGAGCCAAUUUGCUUUUAUCAGAGGAAGGCAGAUCCUUAAUGGAUUUCUCAUAGCUAAUGAGACUAUUGAUGUAAUGAAGAAGGAUGGAGUUGGUGGUGUCUGUUUUAAGGUGGAUUUUGAAAAAGCUUAUGAUAGCAUUAACUGGGAUUUUUUAAGAUUUGCAAUGAGGAAGGUUGGUUUUAGGCAGACUUGGAUUAAUUGGAUUGUGUCUUGCAUAACAACGACGUCCAUCUCUAUUCUUGUCAAUGGCUCUCCCUCGAGACAAUUUGGCAUGAUGAGAGGUUUAAGGCAAAGGUGUCCUCUUUCUCUUCUUCUCUUUAAUAUCGCUAGAGAGAUGUUUGCUAUGAUGGUGAGGAAUGCCGUGGAAAAGAGACUUAUUGAAGGAGUAAAAGUGGGAAAUAAUGGUUUUGAAGUGAAUCUUUUGCAAUAUGCUUAUGAUUCGAUUCUUUUUAGCAAACCCGAGACUGAAAAGAAGUUUUGCAUUGUUCGAUUGAAUCUCUUCCUUGUAAUUUUGGGAUUACCGUUGGGAGCGAACCCUUGUUCGAAGAAGAUAUGGAAGCUGAUGGUUGAUAGAUUUCAAAGUAGAUUAUCAAGAUGGAACGGCUCUCAUCUUUCAAUGGCUGGUAGGGUGGCUUUGAUCAAAUUAGUUUUGUCGAGUAUGCCUUCUUAUUACAUGUCAUUGUUCCCUAUUCUGCAAAGAGUGAAGGAGAGUUUGGAUGAAACCCAAAGAAAAUUCCUUUGGAAUGGUGCGAUGGAUAGCAGGAAGAUGCAUUUGGUUGAUUGGAAUACUAUUUGCAAUCCUAAGGAGAUGGGAGGUUUAGGAAUUGUGGAUUUGAAGCUGAAAAAUAGGGCUCUACUUAAUAAAUGGUUAUGGAGAUUCAGUGAUGAAGAUAAAAUUUUAUGGAGAAAAGUCAUUAUUGAGAAAUACAGUAUUUGCGAGAACUCUCUACUUCCUGUCGGAAUAAAUAGGAGAAGGUGUUCCAGACUUUGGUGGAGGAUUGUUGAACCUAUUUAUUUGGAUAGAGAUGAGCCUAAUUUGACUACCGAAGGGAUGAGGAUAGAGGUGGGUAAUGGUGCUUUGAUUAAUUUUUGGAACAAUGCUUUGAUUAAUUUCUGGAACGAUGCUUUGAUUAAUGGGAUGAUUUUGAAAGAUAAUUUCCCUAGGAUUUUUGUUCUUACUGUAAAUAAGAAUGCGAAAAUUGGUGAGUUUGGAGUUUGGAUUGAGGAUAAAUGGGAGUGGAAAAUUCAUCUUCGACGUUGUCUCUUUGAUUGGGAGAAUUUUCAGUGGGUUGGUCUCAUUGCUUUACUUGAUAAUGUCACAUUAUCUCACGAGUUUAAGGAUAAACUUAUUUGGAAGCAUUCCUCUUCAGGUUUGUAUUCUGUUAAGGAAUUUUAUAAAUUUGUUUGUUAUCAAAAUAAUUCUCCUGAUCCCAUUUGGAGGAAGAUUUGGCUCGAGCUUGCUCCGCCGAAGGUCGAGAUGCUUCUUUGGCAGUCCAUUCGGGGUAGAAUUGCGGUGAAAAGCUUGUUAUAUGCGAGAGGCUUACUCUCAAUGGAAAAUAUCGGAUGCCAUGUCUGCAAUGAGGAGCUUGAGACGGUGGAUCAUAUUUUUCUAAAAUGUAAAAGAUCCUGGCUUGUUUGGCAAUAUUAUUGUGCUAAAUGGAAGGUGAGUUGGGUUAUGCCAAUGGAGGUUAGUAGUGCAUUUCAGAUUUGGAUUGAUAUUUACGAAAAUUCUGUAUGGAGAAUGACAUUUUAUGCUAUAUUGUGGACUCUUUGGACUGUGAGAAAUGAUGCUAUUUUUAAUGGUUCUUCUAUGGAGGUGUCUCAAAUCCAGGCUAUUGUUGAUUGUAGAAUUGCUUUUUGGUGUAAGGCUAAAUGGCCAAAUAGUGCAGUGACUAUUGAUGAUUAUUUAAGGGGUCUUGAAUGCGUUCAAGUUCCUGAUAUUGGCGUUAAGAGGAGGCUUCAUUUGGACUGGUUAUCUCCGGUUGAAGGCCAACUUAAAAUUAAUGUUGAUGGUGCUGCUCGGGGACAACCUGGUGAAGCUAGAAUUGGGGGAGUGUUGAGGGAUGAGUCUAGCAGUAUAAAGAUGAUUUUUUCCAAGCCAAUUGGUCUGGCGGGUUCCAAUUUGGCUGAAGUCUUGGAUAUUAAGGAGGCGUUCCUAAUCUUUGUUGCUUCCAGAUGGGCUAAAGACAAAGUACUGGUAGUCGAGAGUGACUCGAUUAAUGCGGAGAAUGAUCCUAGUACAGUGUCUUGGAGGUUUCGGCAAAUCAUUUUUCAGAUUGAAGGCUUCAAGAAGAUUAUUUCUAAAUGGGAAGUGAAUCAUGUCUUAAGGGAAGCUAAUGGCAUUGCGGAUGGACUUGCUAACUCGAGUAUUGAUAGGGCUCUGAUAUUUUGUCUAGCUUUGAGUAAGAGCUGGCUGUUGGUGUGGUGUUGUUGUGUUUUGUUGUGUAUUCUGUUGGGUUCAUGUGAUGUUUAG